This is a messenger RNA of Labeo rohita (rohu), 460 nucleotides long. RefSeq names its product class I histocompatibility antigen, F10 alpha chain. Lineage: Eukaryota; Metazoa; Chordata; Actinopteri; Cypriniformes; Cyprinidae. Gene Ontology annotation, cellular component: external side of plasma membrane. The record is from RefSeq and is a predicted model, not a curated record. Bases 77 to 445 code for a protein of 122 amino acids. Gene Ontology annotation, biological process: immune response. The transcript is spliced from 2 exons.
GCAGAAACGUUCAAUUCACAAGCGACAACCGAGGCGUCUGGUACACCGAUAUUAAGGCAUUUUUCUAGGAGUUAGAAUGGAGACAAACGCAAAGAUGCCGCCCGUAGUACUUUUGCUCCUUGGAGCUCAUCUUGCCUAUGCUGGAAUGCAUUCACACACUGUUAUCUACACAGCAACUAAGGGGCUGCCAGAUUUUCCAGAAUUUGUGGCUGCAACAGUGGUUGAUGGGACACAGGUCAACUACUAUGACUCUGAAAUUAAAGAAGUUAUUCCCAGACAAGACUGGGUUAGAGGAGCUGUGGAUGAACAGUUCUGGCAAAGGAACACACAAAUUCGAUCAAGUAUGCAUCAGGCAUUCAAAAACAACAUAAAUGUCGCAAUGAAACGUUUUAACCAAACAGAAGGUAAGAUUCUUAUCUUUGAGUCCCCCAAAUUCUCAAAUUAACUGUUGACUUGGAUG